Durusdinium trenchii is the source of this 1685-nucleotide messenger RNA. The record is from the annotation of a GenBank genome assembly. Lineage: Eukaryota; Dinophyceae; Suessiales; Symbiodiniaceae.
AGGAUGUAGCCAUUUCGGCUACCACCCUAUCCUCCGUUGUAGAACGCCUUCUGAAUCGGGACGGGAGGAAAGUGUGAGUGCUUCGUUCUUUCUACAAAAUGCAGACACGUUCGUUCUCCAUGGCGGUGGCCGCGUUGCAGCGGCAGCUGCGCAACCAUGCGACACUUCAUAUCAUGGCCAGCGACCGAACCGUGCGCCUGCUCGUGGUGGUCACGGCGCUGCUGUUUCUGCCCUUGGACUUCACGCAACUGGCCUUCGCGGUCACAGGGGCUUGUAUCUAUACCUUCAUCCAGCACGCCUCAGAGCACGAGGAUUGGUGGCCGAUGAGCUCCAAGAAGUCGAAGGGCAAAGGGGCCCGCAAAGCUCCACGGUCCAUGAAGGCUUGGCCCCCACGCCUGCCGGGCGUUUGCUGGGAGGCCGACGUGCAGCUCCUGUUGGCCCAGAUCACCCCCGGCGCCGAGGCGGAGCGCGCCGUCGCCCGCAUCGUGGAGACGGUACGCGAGGCGAUCCGCCCGCUCUUCCCCGAGUCCGACGUCUGCGGCUUCGUGAGUGGAGAGCUCGAAGGAAGCCGUGCCUUCCGGGUGGCCGUGCCGGACAUCGAGCUGGUGGUGUCGGUGAGCCCCGAGCUCUUGCGCCAGAAGUUGUUGGGAAAGCUGGAGAGAAAGUUGGACAAACAGCUCGAGAAGGCGGCGAUCCGCAGCAUCGCGGAGAUCCUGGUGACCUCCUGUGGCUUCAAGUUCCGGCGCAGCGCCUUCCGAGGCGAGGAGCCGAAGCUCACGCUGCUGGCGCCGGGCGGCGACGCUGAGGCCGUGCCCUUGGACUUGGCUGUGAACGCGGAGACGCCGCUCUACGCGGCCGCGCUGCUGAGUGAAUGCGCUCAAUGGGACCUUCGUGCCAAGCAGUUGAUUCUGCUGGUGAGGCGCUGGGCCAAGGAUCGUGGGAUUUGCCAUGCGGCCAAGGGCUACCUCUCACCCUACCACUGGAGCCUCUUGGUGAUUUACUUCCUCCAAGUGUGCCCUCGAGUGCUCCCGCCUUUGACCGCCUUCAUGGCCUUUCAACAGCUCUCGUCCAAAGGGAGUGCUUCUUCCCCGGAUGACGCCCCGCGACCGGAGCCAAAUCCAGUCCACACCUCCAAGCUCUUCAAGGAUUUCAUGCACUUCUACCAAGACUUCGACUGGAGGAAUGAGAUGAUCAACCCCAUCAGCGGUUCGCCGGGCAAAUCGACCUUUGAGGACAGCUCCAGCCCUCUCAUCUUGCAGGACCCCUUCCGCCCGCUGAACCUGGGACGUCGCAUCUCCACCAGCAGCUUCGCGCGGACGCAGGAGGAGUUCGCCCGCGCGGGCGCCAUCUGCGCGGAGGGCGUGGCGGUCGGGCGGAUCUUCGAGCUGUGGGUGCCUCCCACAGGUGAUGCAGAGGAAGAUUGAGCGCGCAGAGUCUCAACAGUUCGCUGCGGCAGUUUCGAUGAAGUGGUGUGGGUGCGUGCGGUCCAUCGACCAUUGAGCCUGAGACCAUGGGUUUCUUGCGAAAUUGACUCUCCAUACUUAUCCGCCCACCGUGGGCGCGUCCUGCACCUGCACACAGCUCCGCAGGGCUCCGCAGGGCGGAAUCAGACACCUGGGACAGCCAAAAAGACGUAGAUCGCUGGGGGAGAAGAAGGGACGGCCGGUGGCGCUAGACAGCGGGGG